AUGGAGGCGAUGACUGAGGAAAAGAUUCUCUCUUUCUUCCAGGGCUGCAUCCCCACUGACUUCAGCUCCAGAACCCAGACUCAGGCCGACCGCAUCCUUCGCCUGUUUGCCAAGGUCCGGGAGGAGCUGCUGCAGGAGCUGCAGAAGAUCGAGGGGGCGGAGUUCAAACUGGACACCUGGAAGCGUGCGGAAGGUGGUGGAGGCAUAAUGGUCGUAAUGUCUGAGGGGGACGUGUUGUCAAAGACAAACGUGGAUCUUUCCAUAGUGACCGGGAAGCUCCCUAUGGCUGUGGUUGAGCAUCUCCACCAGGCAGCCAAGAUGACUACCAGCCUGGAUGAUACUUUCACAAAGGACCACAAUUUCUUGGGUAUCUCCUUGAGCUGUGUAGUUCAUGCCAAGAACCCUCACGUGCCAGCUGGUGAAUUCAACCUGCGUUUCAUGGUAAUGAAACUCAACAAUGGUGCUGAGGUGGGCUGGUAUGGUGGUGUGAUGGACAUCAAUCCUUCCUAUCUGGUGCCAGAGGACGCAACCCAUUUCCACAAGACCCUGAAAGAUAUGUGUGACAAACACGAUGCCAGCUACUAUCCACGCUUCAAGAAGUGGUGUGAUGAGUACUUCUUCAUUCCACAUCGAGGAGAAACUCGGGGUCUUGGGGGGAUCUUCUUCGAUAAUUUGACUUCUAAGGAGGAGGGAAACUUCAACUUCCUAGAAUCCUGUGCAAACACCAUCCUCCCAGCCUACCUUCCAAUUCUAAAGGCCCGCAUGUGUGAUACUUUUACUGACCAGGAGAUAGCAUGGAGACAACUUCGAAAUGGCAGGUACACAGAGUUCAAUCUGAUGUAUGAUAAAGGCUUGAAGUUUGGCCUCCAGCUUCCAGGAUUCCAGAUGGAGACUCUUCUUGCCUCUCAGCCCCCUACAGCCUUGUGGGGCUACAAGUUGGACCCUGAACCAGGCAGCAGAGAGGAUGAGCUGGUGCAGGUGCUGCGCUGUCCUCGGGAGUGGGCCUGA
This is a messenger RNA of Sardina pilchardus (European sardine), 1008 nucleotides long. RefSeq names its product oxygen-dependent coproporphyrinogen-III oxidase, mitochondrial-like. Gene Ontology annotation, cellular component: cytoplasm. Gene Ontology annotation, molecular function: coproporphyrinogen oxidase activity. NCBI's taxonomy places the organism in Eukaryota, Metazoa, Chordata, Actinopteri, Clupeiformes, Clupeidae. The transcript has 7 exons. The record is from RefSeq and is a predicted model, not a curated record. The coding region runs from base 1 to 1008 and encodes 335 amino acids.